Xylaria bambusicola is the source of this 4443-nucleotide messenger RNA. RefSeq names its product P-loop containing nucleoside triphosphate hydrolase protein. NCBI's taxonomy places the organism in Eukaryota, Fungi, Ascomycota, Sordariomycetes, Xylariales, Xylariaceae. Gene Ontology annotation, molecular function: ATP hydrolysis activity; ATP binding; ABC-type transporter activity. Gene Ontology annotation, cellular component: membrane. Gene Ontology annotation, biological process: transmembrane transport. The coding region runs from base 1 to 4443 and encodes 1480 amino acids. The record is from RefSeq and is a predicted model, not a curated record. The transcript is spliced from 17 exons.
AUGGAAUAUUCGAAAUCUAUCUUUUGGGUGGUGGACCGCCAUGACUGGGUGUUUCCUACUUCAAACGUUACCGUUCCGGCUAAAUCAUCCAAUUCUGCUUGGGACAUCCUGGGAGAUAAUUCUCGAGCACAAGUUGCAUUAUGGUUGAUGCCGGCUGUUGUGCUGCUAACUCUUCUUCCCUUCAGGCUUAGUAAACUUUACAGAGCCCCGAUUAAAGUUCGCAAGAAUUAUGUUGGAGCUGCUAAACUUGUAGGUGCCUUCAUCCAAGGUGAAGAGAUAAUCAUUCAACAUGUUGUGUCUCUAAUGGCCGCCCUAGCACUAUGCCCCCUAUCCUUCCUUGAGCACGGUAGAGCAACUAAACCUUCCACUCUGCUCAUAUCAUACUUGCUGUCAUCUACGUUGAUAGAAGGGGCCUUCCUAUUACCAUCAAGCUUCUUUCAUCAUGGUGAGAUUAUUAUUACGGAUGUACUUACCGCCGCGUUCUGUGUCAAGUUGCUUCUCCUGAUCAUUGAAUUGAGAAGUAAACGGAGUUAUCUUAGAGAACCAUACAGAGGCCUGUCUGUCGAACAGACAAGUAGUGUCCUUGAUCGAGCAUUUUUAAUUUGGGUCAAUGGCUUCAUCUUUUUGGGCAACACGAAACUCAUGAAUCACUCGGACUUGCCCGGACUCGAUGAUAAGCUCCAAUCAAGAAGCCUACGUGUGAAAAUGGAGGAGAUAUGGGAAAAGACGGCUAAACCAGAUCCUAGCCAUGGGUCAAGUGGCGGAGGUACCUUGCUCUGGGCAUUGCUCAGGCUCUUUAGGGGGAGCCUCUUACUAACUGCUAUCCCUCGGUUAAUGAUGGUGAUAUUCACUUACUCCCAGCCCGUCUUCAUUAAUAAGACAAUUACAUAUGUGACUGAGCAAGGACAACCGAAAGAAGGACAUUACCUCAUCAUUGCCGCGCUUGUUAUCUACUUGGGAAUGGGUGUAUCCUUUUGUGUAUACUACCAGAGCCACAACAGAAUCAAGGUGCAAACUCGUGGUGCCAUCAUUGGGCUCAUCCAUGCGCGCUGUCUGACAAUGCGUGAUGGUGUAUACGAUGGAGCCGCAGCUGUUACGCAUAUGAGUAACGACACUGAUAACGUCGAGAAAUGGGCUUGGCUUUCCCAGGAAAUCUGGGCACAGUUGGUGGAGUUAUUGAUUGGUGUAGCUAUGCUUUGGACUCAACUGGGCUGGUGGUGUUUUACUCCAGUCGCUGUCGUCGUUUUACUUUCGCAGGCGGCUAGAUGGUCUGGACGGAAAAUCAGCCAAUCGAUGGCGGAUUGGCAAGAAGCAAAGCAGAACCGCAUCGGAUUAACGACAUCUACAAUCGAUUAUAUUAAGCAAAUCAAGAUGAUGGGUUUAGCAGACAUUGUGAUGGAGAAAGUCCAAGAAUCAAGAAUGGUAGACUUGGUCACAGGGCUGACGUAUCGUUGGAUUAUCGUGUUCAUCAACCUGGGUGUCAACGGGAUUUCGAUCUUAGCCCCAGUUUUUACCCUGAUAGUCUACGCUGCGGAUACUUAUUUUCGUGGCAAAAAAUCUCUAGACCCAGGGACGGCUUUCACGGCCAUCGCAACCGUUACUUUAGUAACGACACCUGCCAAUAUCAUACUUGCGCUCUUCCCUCAAUUCGCAACUGUCUAUGGUUGUGCUUCUAGGAUUCAGAAAUACCUUCUCAAGCCAUAUCGGGACGACAGGCGUGUCUUGCUCGAACCAAUGUCGCGUGACUCGGGGGUAAUCAGGAAUCAGCGUGUUGCCUGGCCCCUUCUUAACCCUCAAUCGGCAAUUGGUGAGCCUCCAGCUGUGAUAGUUGAAAAUUUGGUACUACGACCAGCCCCAGGCGUGAGUGUUUGCUUAGAUGGAGUAAGCGCGCAGCUAAUAAGGUGUUCUCUGAAUGUGUUCUUCGGACCCAUCGGAGCAGGUAAGACAACGUUAGCAAGGGCUAUCCUGGGCGACAUUGCACCAGAUAGCGGAUCUAUUGCCGUUUCGUCAAAGCGCAUUGCAUAUUGUGCCCAGAAGCCGUGGCUUAUAAAUGCUAGCAUCAAAGCGAUGGUAUGCGAUCUUACUGACGAGAAGGAGAUCGAUGAUGAAUGGUACCAGAUUGUUAUAUGCGCAUGCGGCUUAGACGAGGACAUUAAGCAACUCAGUGGCGCCGACUUUGCAGCUGUUGGUAGCCGUGGUGUUAUGCUGUCUGGCGGCCAGAGACAAAGAGUGGCUCUUGCACGCGCUGUCUACUCUCGGCCGGAGAUUAUCAUCUUAGAUGAUGUAUUGAGCGCAUUAGAUACGAAAACUGAAGUUCAUGUAGUCGAGAGGUUGCUGGGCCCAGAUGGUCUUCUCCGCCAACUGAAAACAACAGUGAUUCUUAUCACUCACGCCGCCCAACAUCUACCUUUGGCCGAUAAUAUCCUUGUCUUUGUCGAUUCCAAGAUCGAGGCACAGGGCACAUGGGAUGACCUCCGAUCUUCCGGGGGCUACCUCAGCCGGAUCCGGAUUGAGGAGCCGAGUUCCAAUCAAACUGAGGAAGCGGUGUACUUUGAAGACUCUCUCCGGCCACGUGCGAUGCAUACUUCCGAACCUAAUGUAACUGCACCCGGGCACAAUGGCGGUCUGUCGGUUUACUUAUAUUACUUCAAGUCUAUCAGCUUACCCGUAUUCAUUUUGUUUAUGAGCUGUAACAUCAUAGAUGGCAUUGCACUAGCAGUGACGCCCUCUAUACUGAGAGCGUGGUCGGAAGCCGGCGGCUCCCAUACCGGGUACUACAUGACUGCGUAUGCUCUGUCUUCACUCUUGUCAUUUGCCGCCACAGGGUCUGUGAUAUGGUCAACCAUCAUUCUCAUCGCCCCUAAAGCCGGAAAGGCUCUUCACCACCGACUACUAACGAUCGUCAUGAGGGCGCCAUUGUCGUACUUUGCCGUCACAGACACCGGAGAAACACUGAAUCGAUUUACUGAAGACAUAAACUACGUAGACCAUGAUCUACCUUUCAAUUUAAUGAACACAUUUUGGAAGUUCUCCAAACUACUUUCCCAAUUGGUGUUGUUGUUCAUCACGCAGAGUUCCAUUGGGAUAGGGGCGCCUUUCCUAAUCAUUGUUUUGUACUUUUUGCAGAUGCUAUACUUGCACACUUCUCGGCAAGUUCAAUGUUUAGACAUCGAGCUGAGGGCCCAGGUUCUUACGAAUUUCCUGGAGACGCUCGAGGGUAUUUCCCACAUCCGUGCAUUUGGCUGGCAACUACAGUCUGUGGACCAGAACAUUAGUAAUCUCGAUGUAUCUCAAAGGGCUCAUUAUACGAUGCUCUCUGUUCAACAAUGGCUUACGCUUGUUCUCGAUUUGCUAGUAGCUGGUCUCUCUGUUCUUGUCGUCAGUUUGGCCGUCAUUUUCAGGACUACUACCUCAGGCGGGCAGAUCGGGAUUGCCCUUCUCAUCAUUCAAUCCAUAUCCGGCACUCUCGUACGUCUUCUGCAGGCAUGGACGCAGCUAGAGACUUCACUUGGGGCAGUCUCUCGUAUCAAAUCGCUUGAUGCGGCUGUGCUCCCCGAGGCCAAGGAAAACGAGUGUUUGGAACCGGGUGUCGAAUGGCCUGAUAAAGGCACGAUAGAGUUCGACAAUGUUGUCGCUUCAUACAAUGCUACUACCACUGUUCUGAAGGGCAUCUCUCAGAAGAUCGAGUCCGGUCAGCGCGUAGGCAUCUGCGGACGAACGGGAAGCGGAAAAUCUACUCUGUUGCUCUCCAUGCUGCGUCUGGUCGAGCUAGACUCAGGAUCUAUUACCAUCGACGGCCAAGACAUCAGCGCACUACCCAGGGAGGUGAUACGAGCAAGGAUAAUCACGAUUCCUCAGGAUGUCUUCGUCCUAGAUGGUAGUAUCCGACUCAAUAUGGACCCCACGGGUAUAGCAUCCGACGAAGAAAUGGUUGCAGCGCUCGAAAGAGUCAAGCUAUGGGAUAUUCUCAAACCUCCCGCUAUUGUUGGUCACAGAGCUACCGAAGAGUCGCCGCCAGAAAUUGAGCUUGACCCCUUGAGCGCGCGAUUCAAAAACGGGCCUCUGUCGCACGGUCAGUCCCAGCUACUCGGACUCGCACGCGCUCUGCUACUGAAAGAUCGCUCCCGCAUAUUACUUCUCGACGAGGCGACGAGUAACGUAGAUGCAGGCACGGAUGAGUUGAUGCAGCGCAUUAUUCGCGAAGAGUUCACUCACCAUACGAUUAUCAUAAUCGCUCACAGACUAGACACCAUUAGGGACGCUGAUUUAAUUCUCGUUCUAGAUAAUGGUAUGCUGGUAGAGAGCGGCGCCCCUGACGACCUACUUUCCAAGCCGAUCGGAACAGGGGCGUCAAAUGAAUGUGAACAAGAGGAAGAGGAAGAAGACCAUCAAAAACCAAGAGCUUGGUUUCGUGAGAUGUGGAAUAAUGCCCAUAGUACAUAA